UGAACAUUGACAGCACCCAAUCCAAUCUGACAUUUACAUAUUACGGGAUCUAUUAUUCUAUUUGGUAAAAAUGCGAAUAUUUAGUUAUUUAUCAAAGAAAGUGGGUGAUCUCACUGUUAAAUAUUCAAACCUUCCUGAAUCCUAUAUAAAGAGAAGUUAUGAACAGGUAUAUUGGAAGAAUCCAACUGGUUACCCACAGUAUCCCAAAGCCCAGGUGGCACGUAAGAAGUUCCGUUUUACCACAAAUAGACCAUGGACUGGUCACUUCAGACAGCAAAAUGAUGUUGGUGUUCAUAGAAAAAAAGUGUUUGUAGAGCCAGUUGGGGAGUGGAGUUUUUUCAAAGGUGAUAGAGUAGAAGUAAUGGUUGGCAAAGACAAAGGAAAACAAGGCAUUGUCAGUCAAGUGGUACAGGAACGUAAUUGGGUAUUCGUGGAGGGGCUCAACACACAUCUCCGUAUUGUGGGUAAAGACAAGAAUUUCCCCGGAGUGACGGUCCAGUCAGAGGCUCCGCUCCUUGUCACAACUGAUGUGAAACUUGUAGACCCAGAGAAUUUGAAGCCAACUGAAUUUGAGUGGAGAUAUACUGAGGAGGGGGAGAAGGUGCGUGUAUCUAUGACAAGUAGCCGCAUCAUUCCCAUACCGAAAUCAGCUGAGGAGACCAUAGAUUACAAGAGCAAGGAGUUGUAUGUGGCCAAUCCCGACAAGGAUACAGAGGCUGAUGUUGUUACUAAGAUAACGUUCGAGCCAAAACUGCGUACAUUUGAAAUGGAUAUCAUGGAAGCAAUGGGCAUCAAAGAAGACAGAGUGCCAGCCAAGUCCUACUGGUAUUAAACUAUUAUACGAGAAAUUAGAAAAUAAAAUUAUUAUGUAUAAAAUAAAUUACAUGUAAAUAAUUAUUGUUGUUGUUAACAGGCCUCAUAGAUGAUAGAUAAUAUAGUGUGCUGUAAAAUUUG
Galleria mellonella (greater wax moth) is the source of this 954-nucleotide messenger RNA. It is a transcript of the gene mRpL24, whose product is annotated as probable 39S ribosomal protein L24, mitochondrial. The record is from RefSeq and is a predicted model, not a curated record. Gene Ontology annotation, molecular function: RNA binding; structural constituent of ribosome. Gene Ontology annotation, cellular component: mitochondrion; ribosome. Gene Ontology annotation, biological process: translation. The coding region runs from base 71 to 832 and encodes 253 amino acids. The transcript has 6 exons. NCBI's taxonomy places the organism in Eukaryota, Metazoa, Arthropoda, Insecta, Lepidoptera, Pyralidae.